Molecule: messenger RNA, 2223 nt
Organism: Caenorhabditis angaria
Lineage: Eukaryota; Metazoa; Nematoda; Chromadorea; Rhabditida; Rhabditidae
Source: the annotation of a GenBank genome assembly
AUGGGAUGGGUAGGUUGUUUAGUUGGAAAAAGUUCACAACACAAAACUUAGCCUGAAUCAUAAUAUUUUUCUUGUAGAUGAGCCACCCUGGUUGGGUGAUGGUGUCAUUUCUCACCGAAUUGCUGUCAACUUCUUCAAGGGGAAUUGCACAAGGAAUGGAGAAUUGUGCGAAUGAUACGACUAUUAUCAAUGCAUUGUUGAAAGAGACCUACAAUAAGGUUUGUAAAUUUUUGAAAUUUUUAUUCUCACAAAGUGUCAAUAUGAAAAUAGCCCUUUCCGGAAUAAUGAAAUUUGAAAUUUUUCAAUUGCCUCCAAGGAUGGGUGUGUGUAAACACUGUGACAAACUAUUGCGUACAGUAGAAUUUGAAUUUUAUUAUCAGAUUAGAGCCCAAUUUGCGUAAGAAGCUGCUGAACGAGCGUAUCACAAAUGGGCGUGGCUUAAAUGCAACUUCAGCACACUUUUCAGGCGUAGAUUUUGUGUAAAAUAUUUUUUAAUGUAAAACAAAACUAAUCUGACAUGAAUCAUUUUUCUAACUUUUUCAAAAUGCCUCGGAAAUGGGCGUGACUUGAAUGCAACUGCCGCACACUUUUAUUACAAGAAACCUCCCGUUCUUCUCAACAAUAUACCAGAAUGAAUUCAGCACUACAUCCCUUCCCAUCCGACACGAGUUCGAGUUGAUAUGUGGGUUCAAGAAGUGACAUCCGUCUCCGAACUCACUCAAGACUUCGAAAUCGAUCUCUACAUCAACGAGUUUUGGGAAGACCCCGCUCUCGUUUUCUCCGACAUGAAUCCCUGUAAGAACAACAUAUCAUUCGACGACAAAGUUCUGCAACGUCUCUGGAUUCCCAAUACGUGUUUCAUCAAUUCGAAAAGUGCGGCGAUUCACGAAUCACCAUUUCGCAAUGUGUUUCUAAUGGUCUUCUCGAAUGGCACGCUAUGGACAAAUUAUCGCAUGAAAUUGACGGGACCUUGUGAUAUGCGAUUGAAGCGGUUUCCUUUUGAUAAACAGCGAUGUUAUUUGACGUUUGAGUCGUGAGUGUCUUUUGUUUUUGACAAAAAGAAAAUAGGGCAAUCGUAUUUUGUUUCUUGAAGAUUCAAUUACAACACUGGAGAAGUUCGAAUGCAGUGGAAUGCACCGUAUCCCGUGAUACUUCUCAAAAAUAUCGAGUUACCGGAUUUCAAGUUGAUCAAUUAUAGUGUGAUUGCAGUUGAGCAGGUAAGAAACUUCAAGGGCUGGAUAAUACCAAUUUCAAAAUUUAGGCGAAAAAAAAAUUAUUUUUUUCGUUUCCGUAUGGAACGGUUGAGAGAAAACCAGAGAGUGAAAAUUAACGUGUGCGUGCAGAGGAGAGCGCGAGACGAAAAAGGGAUAGUUUUUUCACUGUAUUUUCUAGAUGUACCCUGCUGGAUGGUGGGACGAACUAACAGUCGCAUUCGUUUUCCAACGUCGCUACGGUUGGUACAUUCUUCAAGGCUAUAUCCCAACUAUGGUCACCAUUGUCAUCUCCUGGAUCUCAUUUUACCUCGGACCCCGCGCGAUCCCAGCUCGAACAAUGCUCGGAGUCAACUCACUUCUCGCAAUGACAUUUCAAUUCGGUAACAUUAUUCGAAAUCUUCCCCGAGUUUCGUAUGUGAAAGCGAUCGAUGUCUGGAUGUUAAGUGGAAUGCUAUUCAUUUUCCUAUCACUUCUAGAACUUGCUGUGGUUGGAUUUAUGUCUAGAAAUGAUGGAUUGCCUCCACGGGUGAAGAAACGAAAAAGGCAUGAAGAGGAUGAUGAAGGUUUCUCAUGGAAGAGUAUGCAAACAAGUCCACAUUUAGAAUUGAGGCAGUUUUGGGUGGAUAAACGGGUUAAUUCAUUGAGGAAUAGUAGUGAUGUAGUGCCACCACCGCCAAUCGAAGAAUACGUAAGAUUUUUUCAUUAAAAUUUUUUUUAAAUAAAAUUUAAAAAAAUAUUUUAGACACCAAUGGAGAUGGAAGCCCCAUAUCCACAUAUCUCAAAACGUCGAGAAAAGAAACGAUGGUUCUCAAGUAUCCGAAAACGUUGGCGAUCGAUCGAAAUCCGACCCGAAACUGUCGAUUUCUAUAGCGCCAUAUUUUUCCCGACCGCCUAUAUGCUGUUCAAUAUUUCGUAUUGGGGUUUCUACCUGACAAAUCUUUCCGAAUAUUUUGAUGAUGAGAUGGCGGCUGAACAAGCUGGCGAGACUCAAGAAACACUGUUUUUCUGA